AUGCUGGAGGGCCACACCAGCUGGGUGAAUGGUGUGAUUGCGCUGCCGAGUGCGGAUGGCCAGCUGCCUCUCCUAGUCUCGUGGUCGGAGGACGAGACGAUCCGGGUGUGGCAUGCUGCGGACGACGGGACGGGCGCCAUGCAGUACACCGCGGACGGUGUCUCCUGUGAGGUGCUGGAGGGCCACACCAGCGAUCUGCCGGUCCUGGUCUCGUGGUCGAAGAACAACACGAUCCGGGUGUGGCAUGCUGCGGACGACGGGACGGGCGCCAUUCGGUACACCGCGGACGGUGUCUCCUGUGAGGUGCUGGAGGGCCACACCAAGUAUGUGCAGGGUGUGAUUGCGCUGCCGAGUGCGGAUGGCCAGCUGCCUGUCCUGGUCUCGUGGUCUGGUGGAUUUCGGAACACAGACAACGCGAUCCGGGUGUGGCAUGCUGCGGACGACGGGACGGGCGCCAUGCGGUACACCGUGGACAGUGCCUCCUGUGAGGUGCUGGAGGGCCACACCAAGUAUGUGAAGGGUGUGAUUGCGCUGACAAGUGCGGAUGGCCAGCUGCCUGUCCUGGUCUCGUGGUCGGAGGACAAGACGAUCCGGGUGUGGCAUGCUGCGGACGACGGGAUGGGCGCCAUGCGAUACACCGCGGACAGUGCCUCCUGUGAGGUGCUGGAGGGCCACGUCAACCGUGUGGGGGGGGUGAUUGCGCUGCCGAGUGCGAAUGGCCAGCUGCCUGUCCUGGUCUCGUGGUCAGGCGACAAGACGGGACGGGUGUGGCAUCCUGCGGACAACGGGACGGGCGCCAUGCGGUACGCCGCCGACGGUGCCUCCUGUGAGGUGCUGGAGGGCCACGUCAACCGUGUGGAGGGUGUGAUUGCGCUGCCGAGUGCGGAUGGCCAGCAGCCUGUCCUGGUCUCGUGGUCGUGGGACUACACGAUCCGGGUGUGGCAUGCUGCGGACGACGAGACGGGAGCCAUGCAGUACACCGCGGACAUGUGCGGGGUGUGA
Thecamonas trahens ATCC 50062 is the source of this 1002-nucleotide messenger RNA. Its product is annotated as WD-40 repeat protein. Gene Ontology annotation, biological process: negative regulation of transcription by RNA polymerase II. The record is from RefSeq and is a predicted model, not a curated record. Gene Ontology annotation, cellular component: nucleus; transcription repressor complex. The transcript has 3 exons. Gene Ontology annotation, molecular function: protein binding. The coding region runs from base 1 to 1002 and encodes 333 amino acids. Lineage: Eukaryota; Apusomonadida; Apusomonadidae.